Messenger RNA from Epinephelus lanceolatus (giant grouper), 4926 nucleotides. RefSeq names its product fascin actin-bundling protein 1a (gene fscn1a). Gene Ontology annotation, cellular component: filopodium; cytoplasm; ruffle. Gene Ontology annotation, molecular function: actin filament binding; protein-macromolecule adaptor activity. Gene Ontology annotation, biological process: actin filament bundle assembly; establishment or maintenance of cell polarity; cell migration. NCBI's taxonomy places the organism in Eukaryota, Metazoa, Chordata, Actinopteri, Perciformes, Serranidae. The record is from RefSeq and is a predicted model, not a curated record.
GGCAGAGCACUGAGGACCGGUGGCGCGCGCUCACAGAUUCCCUCUCAGCCACACACACACACACACACACACUCCCCAAACAAAGAGAAGCACGCGAGGCAGCACAGCAUCCCACCCUUUCAGCCGUGAGCUCACUAUAGCAGAACCGCCCCCCCCAUCCCUCUCAGACAGAACCGGUCCGGUCCGAGGCUCGAGCGCACAGAACCGACGAUGACAACCAACGGCGCGACUAACGGAACCAGCGACAUGCUGCAGAUCCAGUUCGGUCUCAUCAACUGCGGGAACAAAUACCUAACGGCAGAGACCUUCGGCUUCAAAAUCAACGCCUCCGCCUCGAGCAUGAAGAAGAAGCAGAUCUGGACCCUGGAGCAGAGCGGCGACGAGUCCAGCGGGAACGUGUUCCACCUCAAGUCACAUCUGGGCCGGUACAUCGCCGCCGAUAAGGACGGGAACGUCACCGGAGACAGCGAGACCCCGGGCCCGGAGUGCCGGUUCAUCAUCACCGCUCAUGAUGACGGUCGCUGGUCCCUGCAGUCCGAGCCGCACGGCCGCUACCUGGGCGGCACCGAGGACCGGAUCAUCUGCUUCGCGCAGACCGCGUCCGUGGCAGAGAAAUGGAGCGUGCACAUCGCCAUGCACCCGCAGGUGAACAUCUUCAGCAUGACGCGCAAGCGGUACGCGCACCUGAGCGGCAAGGUGGACGAGAUCGCCAUCGACCGGGACGUCCCGUGGGGGGUGGACUCCAUGAUCACGCUGGUGUUCCGCGAGCAGCGCUACCACCUGCAGACCUCCGACAACCGGUUCCUGAGGAACGACGGCGCGCUGGUCGCCACCACGGACAAGAGCACGGGCUACACGCUGGAGUUCCGCUCCGGCAAGGUGGCGUUCAGGGACUGUAGCGGCAGGUACCUGGCGCCCUCCGGGCCCUCCGGUACCAUGAAGUCCGGUAAGAGCAUGCGCGUGGGCAAGGAUGAGCUGUUCGUGCUGGAGCAGAGCCACCCGCAGGUCGUGCUCACCGCUGCCAACGAGAGGAACGUCUCCACCCGGCAAGGUAUGGACCUGUCAGCCAAUCAGGAUGAGGAGGGUGACCAGGAAGUGUUCCAGGUGGAGAUUUGCCGUGAAAACAGGAAGUGCGCAUUCCGGACCGCUGCUGGGAAAUACUGGACCCUGACUGCCAACGGUGGCCUGCAGUGCACUGCCUCCACCAAGUCAGCUAAUUGCUACUUUGACAUUGAGUGGCGUGGGAAGAGGCUGACUCUCCGGGCUGCCAAUGGGAAAUACGUCGCCGCCAAGAAAAACGGCCAGCUAGCAGCCACCAUCGACUCUGCCGGUGAGUCUGAGGAGUUUCUCAUGAAGCUGAUUAACCGCCCGAUCAUCGUGCUGCGAGGGGAGCACGGCUUCAUCGGCUGCAGGAAGGUGACAGGGACGCUUGACUCCAACCGCUCCUCCUAUGACUACUUCACCCUGGAGUUCAGAGAUGGAGCCUACAGCCUGCAAGACUCCACGGGUAAAUACUGGAUGGUGGGUAAUGAGCAGUCGGUGGUGAGCAGCAGCGACACACCCGUCGACUUCCUCUUUGAGUUUUGCGACUACAACAAGCUGGCCGUCCGCCACGCCGCUGAUGGGAAGUACCUGCGUGGUGACCACGCUGGUGUCCUGAAGGCCAACGCUGAUGACCUGGAAACCGCCACACUCUGGGAGUACUGAGGGAAGCGGGGAUGCAGUCGCCCACUGCUGCAAUGCUGAUGAAUGAAGUGUGGCGAUGCAGCACGACCCGUCCAUACAUCUACCUAUCCACACCCUCCACUCCCCCUCCUGUCCUGUUCCUCAUAUUAUAACCUGACUUUAUAUGUUGAUAAACUGCACAGAGAGAACGGGGAGGACAGAAGACGAAAGGAAGGAGACACUCCUUUCUCUCCUGCCUCCCUUUUCCUUCCCUUUAUCCUCCCUUUCCCAGCUCUGCUCUGCAGCGCCGACCUUUAUCUGUUGCCAUAGUUACCGUGGGGCUGUGCACUUUCUUCUGCUCCGAUUUGGUUCGCUGCUCGACCUGCCACACACUCCCUCCUCGCCUUACAAUUGGGCCGUCCCUCUCCCAGAGCAGAGCAGAGCCACGUUUAAAGAGCCCCCUCCUCUCUGAGUUCGACCCCCCUCGUCUUUCCACUUGUCUCUAUUGUCUGUCUGAGCAGCACAUGGUGGCAGUAUUUAUGGUAUCUGACCUGGUCUGCUGGAUCUGCUUCUACCUGAUCUAAUCUCCCAAAACAGAUCCACCACCACCAGAUAAAAUCUGCUUCCUGUUAGCUGGAUAUACAAGGCAGAGACGGUGGGUCUGUUUUCGUGCGGUUGCAUCCUGUAGAAAACAGAUUUACUGCUUCUGUCAGACCGGGCCGAGUAUGUUUGUUUUCAUGAGCGGGCGCCGUUGCCUCUGUGUGAUGACCAUGUGGUAUAACUGGAGUGGAUCUGAUGAUGAUGAAGAUAUCGAAGAUGAUGUAACUGACGGGUUUAUUAACCCCCCCCCACUCUUAUUCAUCUCAACUGUAAAAUAUUCAAAUGUAAACCAGUUUCCUGUGUUGUUCUCUAGCUGUGUUCUCAUUGGUUGCGGGGAAAUUUUUACCCGGACCAAAACAAGGAAACGAUAAACGAAAGAAAGGAUAUGACGUCAAAGUUUGGUGCCACUUCUAUUGGAGUCAAAGUGGGCACGACAUACACUAUAACCAUCGUAUCUUUGGUGUUUCACCUUGGACUGAAAUCACCUGAUUACAUCAUGUGAUGUCGACUGACGUUUUAUAUCGUAAUGUGUGCGUUUGUUUUCCUUGUUAUUGGUCUGCAAACAUAUCAUAGCUCAAGUCAAGCCCAUUUGCUCCAAAAUGGCUGCACCAUGAUGCACAACUGAACGGGGAAGGUCGGAUCUGUUAUCGCUGACCAGACUGCAAUUAUAGCCAGUCGGCUAUCGGUAACUUGCAGGUCACUUAAGUGAUAAAGGUCCAGAUUUACAGAGGCGUAUACAACUUGCUGAUUAGUGCCACCUCCUAACAACAAUAGUAAACGUUACCGAAAGAGCUAGCUAAUGUUAACCUUUCUGAGUAUUGCAAUUUUAUGGCUUAUUGUCGUCUGAAAAAUUAAGCUACUCUGUGUCCCUCUCUUUCGGUGGGGAAAAUGGAGUCAAAAUACACAAGCUAUCUGAGGAAAUAUGUCAACCAGUAUAUCAAACGUUAGCUUAUUAAAGAGCAACAAAUUACAGAUGAUUCUGUUAAAAUGACAGGUCGUAAACGAGGAGAUGGCGAUCCCAGUCUGUUCCCUAAUGACGGACAGAGCCGCAAUCUGUUUGGAGACCAAUAAAGAGGAAAACAAGUGUGCACAUUUAGAUUAAAAACAUCAGUAAGCAUUAUGUAAAGUGUGUUUUUUAAUUUAGAGAAUUGAUUUUUCAGUCAAAGGUGAAACAGCAAAGUUAUGAUGGCUUACAGUGUGAUUUGGUGUGCCAAAAUGGCACUACAGUCUGGCUCCAGUGCAAGAUUUAACGUCCUUGAUGUCCUUUCCUUCUUUUAUAGCUUCCUUGACAGGAUGUAGGAAGUUAAAACACUUACCUUCCUCCCCCUCUUCUCCACACACUAAACCUAUUGUCCCGAGAACAGUAUAAAGAAAUUAAAAAUAGAAAUGGUGCGGCCACAUACUGUAUGUUUACUGCACUCACCUGUCUUACUGGAAGAUUUAAAAAAAAACACUCCCUGAUACACAGUUGGAUUUCUUUUUCUAUGUCCAAGGCACAGACAUUAUCAUGGGUACAGUAGGUAGCCAUAACAACUGGAGUGAAAUGAUUUAUAGACCCUUUUGAAAGCUGCUUUUUGAAUCCCUCAACCAAACCUUAGACCUCAGCCUUUAUCUAGACCAAACCUUUGAUACUGGAUUAACAAACUAUCAUCUCACACACAUACAACUGGAACCUGGUGCUACUAACUCAUGACGUGUUCAGAUUUGUUAGUCUCGUCGAGCAUCUCACACUGUCUGGACCGACAGAUAGUGGCUUUAUGCUGCGUCCCUGCCCCUGCACUUGAGAGCCUUGCCAUGAAACCGAAGGUGCUGAAAGAGUGCCCUUAAUUACUUAAACCUGCUUCAUCUUUAGUUUUAAUUUCUGUCUGAGCUUUGAGGAGUGUCACGACAGCCUUCGUAAUGAGAUGUGACCAAAUUGUGUUUGAUUUUGUUGGAGUUUUAUGUUCCUGACUCGUCAGCGAGGGCGGGAUAUGUUUAAAAAAGAAGAAAGAAAAGAAGCAGACUUUGAAUUUGUCGUCUAUUUAACUGAAGUGUCUGUUAUGCAGUCGUGUAGCACAAUGCACCCACCUUUGAUUCUCUACCCUUCAGCUUCUCCACACAUGUAAGUAUGGUUUCUGUCUACUGAUUUUUACAGUACAGUAAAGAUUAUCGUGGCGCUGAGCUCUGAAUUGCUGGGCUCAUCCAUCCAUCAUCUCCAUCAUCAAACAUUCCUCUGAUGUGAAAAUCAGUACGGAAAAACCAAACAUCGUAGCCCUAUAAAAUGAUACAUGAUUGUAGCCAGCUCCUCACCAAGUCCGUCCAAUUUUCUCUCUGAAGUUUUUAACGUUUUGGCAUGAAGGGUUGAGAAUCUCAAGCGAAUAAAAGGAGCGGUUGUCCCCGGAGAAACUCGUGUCUCCGAGGUAACCGAGACCGAGGCUUAGACAAACGGAUGUGGAAGGGUAAACAUGUGGUAAUGACUGUGCCUUACUCUUGAGUUUUUGGGCAGUAGGAAAAUAAAAGAUGAAAAAAAAAGGAUCCACAUCUUUGCUUUGUAUAACUGGAACUUCUUUUUGUAUUAUUAUUUUGUAUAAUUUUUUUGAUAUUGUGGAUUAACCUCUCUCUCGUGCCAUUGGUUCACCUGAAAUCCAACGACCAAUAAAACUGGGAUUUGGAAUGCUAAAA